CCCCGCCCUCAUGUGACUGCGCGGAGCCGCCGCCGUGCCGAGCUCCCAGUUGCUGCCGCCGCCCUCGCCAUGGUGCCGUCCCCGCUCGCCCUGCUUCUGGUGCUGGGCGCCGCCGCCACUGCCCUGGCCGAGCCUCUCCGCUUCGUCGACUGUGGUUCCGUAGACGGCAGCAUCCAGGAGGUGAACGUGAGCCCUUGCCCCACUCAGCCUUGCCUGCUGCAUAAGGGGACAUCCUACAGCAUCAACGUCACCUUCGCCAGCAAGAUCGAGAGCCAGGGCAGCAAAGCAAGGGUGUACGGCGAGAUGCUGCACGUGGACAUACCCUUUCCUAUUCCUGAGCCCGAUGGAUGCAAGUCCGGGAUCCAGUGCCCCAUUCAGAAGGGCCAUUCUUACAGCUACCUGAAUAAACUCCCUGUGAAGAGCGAGUACCCCAGUAUUAAACUGAUCGUGAAGUGGGAGUUGGUGGAUGACCAGGACCAGAUGUUGUUCUGCUGGAAGAUACCAGUGCAGAUCACCAGCUGAGGAGCCCUGCCAUUAGUAGGGCUUGGGGAGGGGAAAAACAGAAACAACACAGGCCAAAUUCUUUUAUAUAAUAAGCAUUUCUUACUGCUUACUUCAGAGCUCUGCAGCCUCUGAGCAACCAGCAUUGUGUUCCUUGCAAGGUCAGCCAUGGGCAGAGCACUCUUACCACAUUUAGGUGACACCCCUGGGGUGUUCUCACAGCAGCUCAAGGGGCAGCAGUGUCUGCUGCAGGAGCAGGAGUGACUGAGCAUCAUCCUCCAGCUGCUCUGUGGAGGCACUUUGUUUGACGUGGAGCUGUCUGUCCUCACAAAAGAAAUCCUCAGCAGUGAACCUGGCUAGUGUCUGAGCUGCUAUCUGGUAACCCUUCAGUGCCUCUUCUAGAAUGCCGGUUGCAUCCGCUCUCCUGUGUUUCUCCUGCUCUAUUGUGAUGCCCCUGGGACCUGCAUUUGCUAUCCAUGCAGCUGAAGCAGAGGGAAGGAGUCUUUCUGUGAGCUGGCUGUCUCUUCUGUCCUGAGCCCCUGCUCAAGCCAACAGGACUGCAGCUGGGAAAACUUUGUGUUUGUGGAUGCAAAGCCAAGUGGCAUUCAAUGUCUCUGCAGGGAUGAUUCUUUCUCUAACCAAUGGUUUGCACUACUACUAACUUGGAGCUGCUGUGAGCUCCUGAAUCUCUUUUUAUAACUUUCCUUUUAAUAAAGCCUAGACAGAA
Messenger RNA from Pseudopipra pipra, 1228 nucleotides. RefSeq names its product NPC intracellular cholesterol transporter 2 (gene NPC2). Gene Ontology annotation, molecular function: cholesterol binding. The record is from RefSeq and is a predicted model, not a curated record. Gene Ontology annotation, biological process: cholesterol efflux; intracellular cholesterol transport. The transcript is spliced from 4 exons. Lineage: Eukaryota; Metazoa; Chordata; Aves; Passeriformes; Pipridae. The coding region runs from base 70 to 522 and encodes 150 amino acids.